Rotaria sp. Silwood2 is the source of this 1755-nucleotide messenger RNA. NCBI's taxonomy places the organism in Eukaryota, Metazoa, Rotifera, Eurotatoria, Philodinida, Philodinidae. The record is from the annotation of a GenBank genome assembly.
AUGGAAUGCCUCGAACGUGAUAUUGGUUAUGCAAAAUGUCAUGAUACCUUAAAAAUAAUGCCUUUAGGUCGUGCUCCUGGUGAAGAUGGAAUAACAAUCGAAGUAUGGAGAGUGCGUGGUUAUCCUCAAUACGCUGAAAAUGAAAAAGUGAAAUUAGUUAGUCGAAUGAAACAAAAUUCACUUCGACAAAAUUUUACCGAACAACUUAUUUAUGCUAUUGAACAACGUCAAAAACAUAUUCAACUACAUAUGCAAUAUUUCACAAACGAUGUCUUCAUUUUUUUCUACCAUCGCUUCGACGAUCGUCGACAGAAAUGGUAUCGUCGGAGCUAUCAUCUUAAUUUAUAUUGGGAUAUUCUUCCGUCAUCUCCUAUUAUUGAAGUUCAUCUAAAGUUAGCACCGGAACAAUUGACAUUACUUUCUCGUGGAUCGAAAUAUGUAUCAUCAUGUCAAAGCCAAUUUUACAAGAAGGAAAAAAACCAAAUCAUUGAAGAAGAACAUAAAAAUAUUAUUGGUACAAUUGAAGAGUUCUUUCGUCAACGUUCUUAUUGUAUCUCAGAAAAACGGAUCAAGGAAUUUUCUCUUGAUCUUCAAAAUCUUCUUCAAUGUCUUUAUACCAAAAAAUUAGCACGAAAAUUAUCUCUACGUGCAAAACGUGAACAUAAAUUAAUUAUGAGUAUUCACUGUUAUUUACAGAAAUAUCAACAAGUGAUUUUACGACGAACUGAUAAAAGUAAAGUAUUUCAUCUAGGUGAUGCCAAUGAUUAUCAAAGAAAAGUUCGUGAAUAUAUGCAAGAAACAGAAGCUUAUGAAGAAAUUCCAUCGGGUAUCUCACCAUUAGCAGUUAAUUUAAAACAAGUGAUAUCAUUGCUUGACCAUCUUUACUAUGCUGAAACACCUUGCAUUACAAAAAAGCAAUAUGAAGCAAUGUAUCCUAAAGAAAAUGACAUCGAAUUAAGUCACUUAUAUUUUAUACCAAAACCACAUAAAAUUGGUACUCCGUUACGACCGAUUGUUGCAGGAAUUCAUGCACCAGCUACAUUAGUAUCACAAUAUCUUGAUGAAUUACUCCGUCCUAUUUUCAAUCGCGUCGCACGAAAAACAAUUUAUAUUGAUAGUAUGGAUCUUGCGAAACAAUUAGAAAACCAUCGAAAUGAAGGUCAUUUAUUAUCCACUACAAAAUGUGUUACAGCUGUUGUAAAAAAUCUUUAUACAAUGAUACCAAAAGGUGGUGCAUUGGAUGCAUUAUAUCGAUUUUGUGUUAAACAUGACAAAGACCAUACAAAUUGCUUCGUUUUUGAUAAUAAAUAUUAUAAACAAAUUCGUAGUGGAGCUAUGGGAUCACCAUUUACAAUAACAUUAGUAAAUAUCUAUAUGUAUGAAUGGGAACAAUCAUUGAUUGAACAUCAACAGCAACGAAAUGAACUCUACGGAAGAUAUAUUGAUGAUAUUUUUAUGACUUCCAAUGAACCUAUUAACAAUAUUAAAGCAUUACUUGACCGAGAAAACGAAAAAGAUCCAAAUAUUAAAAUUAAUUAUACCAUUCAUGAAUCAGUUGAAUUUCUUGAUGUUCUUAUUGAAAAUAUUCAAGGACAAUUAAAAACAUCUGUUUUCCGUAAACCAGCGGCUGAACCAUACAUGCUUCCAUAUACGUCGGAUCGUCCACGUUAUAUCCAUUCGAAUACAAUCCAUACAGCCUUAUUUUGUGGUAUUCGUCUUUGUUCAGAUGCAGAAACUUUUGAUCAAAACCACUAA